Molecule: messenger RNA, 8557 nt
Organism: Malania oleifera
Lineage: Eukaryota; Viridiplantae; Streptophyta; Magnoliopsida; Santalales; Ximeniaceae
Product: protein CHROMATIN REMODELING 4
Exons: 11
Coding region: 688-7854 (2388 amino acids)
Biological process (GO): negative regulation of transcription by RNA polymerase II; chromatin remodeling
Cellular component (GO): chromatin; nucleus
Molecular function (GO): chromatin binding; ATP-dependent chromatin remodeler activity; histone binding
Source: RefSeq, a predicted model, not a curated record
AGGGUUAAAAAAGAAAAAAAAGGGAGAGGAAGCAAUUGAUGCCGGCGAUGAUGAGAGAAGACAGAGCGGGGGAGACGAGCGAGAGCGCGCAGGCGCAUACUCAUUUUCUCUCUCUGCUCUUUCUCUCUUUAUCUCAAAGGGGGCGGGGAAGGAAGGGGUGAGAUGAGAGGAGAAGGAAAGAAAAAACUAAAGAGGAAAGAGAACUUGGGAAGUGCGAGGAAGAGGAGAGAGCGAAGGGGACAUGCGUCCUGGUCGUGCCACGUGGCGAGAUGCCAGUGGUUAGGUGCCUCUCUCUCUCUCUCUCUCCUGCUCCCACGCCAACACAUAUACAGGAACGCACACCCUUCCCCUGCCAUGUCAGUAGUAACCCCGUCCUAUGACCCCGGCGAAUCCGUAUCGUAUGCCCCUCUCUCUCUCUCUCUCUCUCUCUUCCCAAGUCUCUUUCUCUCUCUAUAACUCUCUAUUUAUUCAUUUGUCUGCCCCUUUCUCUCUCUUUUCAUUAUUCUCGCCUGCAAGCCUCCAUGCCCUAAUCUAUCCUCUCUGGCACACACUCUCUCUAUACCGUCAUCGGAUAACCUCUUUGCCUUGAUUCACUCUCCUUUUUGUGUUGUUUUAUUUGUGAAUAAGAUUGAGGCUAAAUUGCUGUCCUGAGGAUUUGAUAUCUGGACUUGGUCUUUGGCUGAUGACAUGCUUCCUGUUGCUGUCAGUCAUAAAUGCAGGGAACAGGAUCUGAAGAUGAAGGACAAUGGUUCCGCCAGUAGUAAAAUGAUUAACAGAAACUGGGUCCUGAAGCGCAAGCGAAGAAAGCUUCCUUCUGGUUCUGGGCCAGACCUAUCGAAUGGCAAAGAAGAAAAUUCCUCAAUCUUAGAAUCUCCAAGGAGUUCUUCUUCAGCUAAACGGAAGCUGAAAACUGAAUUAAGUUCUGAUAGAUCUUCAAGCAAGAAAAAAGGAAUUGAUGGGUAUUAUUACGAAUGCGUUGUUUGUGAUGUUGGUGGCAACUUGCUUUGUUGUGAUAGCUGUCCCCGAACAUAUCAUCUCCAAUGCCUUGAUCCCCCACUUAAGCGCAUUCCAAUGGGGAAAUGGCAAUGCCCAAACUGCUGUCAGAAAAGUGAUCCACUGGAGCCGGUAAGCCAUCUGGAUACUAUUUCAAAACGUGCAAGGACAAAGAAUUUCACUCCAAAACCUAAAGCUGGAAUCAAGUCAACUGAUGCUGACAAAGUUUCCCAAAUUUUCGGAAACUCCACUCUUGGAAAGAAAAGAUCUUCUAGCAAAGGAAAAUCUGUUUUAUUUCGUGGAAUCCAAUCCAUUGAAAAAAAAACAGAUUCCACGCAAAGAGACGUGCCUUGCAGUGCCAAGCCAGGCCAUCUGGCUCUUGGUGGUUCUGUAGAGGGCAGUUCAUCGUGUGCGAAAUUGGAUGUUGAGAAGAAAUCCAACUCAUCUCUGACAGAGGCAUCUGCAGACAGAAAAUCAGUUCUUCCUGCUAAGGAAUUCUUGUCUAGGAUUACAGAUUUGGAGUCAUAUGAUGAAGCUUCUGAGCAGAAGCCUGACUUGUCUUGUAAUGAUGGAUCUCCAGGAAGAAGACUUGGUCCUGCAUUGAAUUCUAUUACUCAGAAGGCCAGAAAGAGAAAGGGCAAAGCUAAUAAUGAUGUUAGACCAAAAAAGUCUAGGACUGAAAAGGGAAAAUCUGUUGUUAAUACUUCUCGAAAACGUGGAUCGAAAGCAAAUUCUGCAUGCCUAGGGACUAGUAAACCGCAUCGGAAGGGUAACAGUAAUGACCAUGAAAUUUCUGCACCACCAUUGUUGAAGGAGGAUGGGGGAACCAAGAGUUCAGAUGUCCAUAAAAAAAAUGAGAAGCUUCCUGAGGAACCAGCACGCCCAUCACAUGAGUUUGGUAAACUGGGAGGUAAUGCGGAUGAGACGGUACAAUGGCAAGAUAAUGUUACUAGUGAACUUCAUCAGGUUGAUCGGGUAUUGGGUUGUCGAGUGCGAGGUGAUAGCAUGAAUUCUCAGCACAUUUCUGUGACAACUGCAAGUAACAUUCCCACUGGAGAUUUAAUUAUUCCAGAAAAUCAAAACCGACUGUCAGUGGAAAACAGCGGCUGCAAUAGAGACUUGGAUGGAGAAGCUCCUGAAAAUCUUACUGAGGGCUGUCAGAAUAUUAUUAACUGUUUUGGUAAAGAAAAAGGAGUUGCAGAUGAUAACGGAGUUGAUAAAAUAUAUGUAUAUAGAAGGUCAGGGACCAAAGACUGUCGAGAAGGGAAUGCCAUACAUUCACCGAGGGGGGCCUUGAAGGGUUCCUUAAAUGUUAAAUAUCAUGAUGAAUCUGUUGUAACAGUAGAAGAUUCGGGAAAAACAACUGAAAAGCGGGCAAGGCAAGAAAAUGCCGAUGUUAGUUUGAGAACUCAUGGUAACAAUGGAGUUUCUGAAAUUUGUGAAACACUGAUUUCACAUGUAACAAAUGAUGUGAAAGAAACAGACAGAGAAGUGAGAAUUAGGAGCUCUGCUGAAACACUGAUUUCACAUGCAAAGAAUGAUGUGAAAGAAACAGAUAGAGAAGCAAAAAUUAGUGUUGAAAAGGAAAUUCAUGAUCCCUCUUUGAUUGGAUCUGCUUUCGCUGAUAAAAAAGUAAUUUCAUAUGAAUUUUUAGUUAAAUGGGUGGGGAAGUCUCAUAUUCAUAACAGUUGGAUUCCCGAGUCCCAGCUGAAAGUCCUGGCAAAGAGAAAAUUAGAAAAUUACAAGGCAAAGUAUGGGAUGGCAGUGAUAAAUAUUUGUGAAGAAAGGUGGAUGCAGCCUCAGCGAGUGAUUGCUCUCCGUGCUUCCAAAGUUGGUGCAACUGAAGCUUUCAUAAAAUGGACUGGUCUCCCUUAUGAUGAAUGCACUUGGGAAAGAUUAGAUGAACCUGUGAUUGAGGAGUCUUUGCAUCUGAUGGAUCUGUUUAAUCAGUUUGAGCAGCAGACAUGGGAGAAAGAUGCUUCCAAGGAUAGCUCGCAAAGGGAGAAUGAUGAUUGUCAGCAGAGUGAUAUAGUUACUCUCACAGAGCAACCUAAGGAAAUGAGAGGAGGUUCAUUGUUUCCUCAUCAGCUGGAAGCACUGAAUUGGUUGCGUAAAUGCUGGCACAAAUCUAAGAAUGUGAUACUUGCUGAUGAGAUGGGACUUGGAAAAACAGUAUCUGCUUGUGCUUUUAUUUCAUCAUUAUAUUUUGAGUUCAAAGCUACACUUCCUUGUUUAGUGUUGGUUCCUCUUUCCACAAUGCCUAACUGGCUUUCUGAAUUUGCAUUAUGGGCUCCAAACUUGAAUGUUGUGGAGUAUCAUGGCUGUGCCAAAGCAAGAGCCAUAAUUCGUCAAUAUGAAUGGCAUGCUAGUGAGCCAACUAGGUCAAAUAAGAAAACAGCUUCCUUUAAAUUUAAUGUUCUUUUAACUACUUUUGAGAUGGUUCUUGCUGAUUCAUCUCAUCUGCGUGGAGUUCCUUGGGAGGUUCUGGUGGUUGACGAGGGGCACCGUCUGAAAAAUUCUGGGAGUAAGCUUUUCAGCUUGCUCAAUACUUUUUCUUUCCAACACCGUGUACUUUUGACUGGUACCCCUCUUCAGAACAACAUAGGGGAGAUGUACAACCUGCUAAAUUUCUUGCAGCCAGCGUCAUUUCCUUCUCUAUCUUCAUUUGAGGAGAAGUUUAAUGACCUUACAACUGCUGAAAAAGUGGAGGAGCUGAAGAAACUUGUUGCUCCACACAUGCUACGUAGGCUUAAAAAGGAUGCCAUGCAAAAUAUUCCUCCCAAGACUGAGAGAAUGGUUCCUGUUGAGUUGUCUUCCAUCCAAGCUGAAUACUACCGUGCAAUGCUAACAAAGAAUUAUCAGGUUCUACGGAAUAUCGGAAAAGGGGUUGCUCAGCAGUCAAUGCUUAACAUUGUGAUGCAGUUGAGAAAAGUUUGCAAUCAUCCAUAUCUUAUACCUGGUACUGAGCCUGAUUCUGGGUCAGUUGAGUUCCUUCAUGAAAUGCGAAUAAAAGCUUCAGCCAAGCUGACUUUGCUGCAUUCAAUGCUUAAGGUUCUUCAUAAAGAAGGCCAUAGAGUCCUUAUAUUUUCUCAGAUGACAAAGCUUCUUGAUAUCCUUGAGGAUUAUUUGACCUUUGAAUUUGGGCCAAAAACUUAUGAGAGAGUGGAUGGUUCUGUUUCAGUGGCUGAUCGCCAAGCAGCAAUAGCACGUUUUAAUCAAGAUAAAAGCCGAUUUGUCUUCUUGUUGUCGACACGUUCGUGUGGCCUUGGAAUCAAUUUGGCGACUGCUGAUACUGUUAUCAUCUAUGAUUCCGAUUUCAAUCCACAUGCUGAUAUUCAAGCAAUGAAUCGGGCACAUCGAAUUGGACAAUCAAAUAGACUUCUGGUAUAUAGGCUUGUUGUUCGGGCUAGUGUUGAAGAGCGUAUCUUGCAGCUUGCAAAGAAGAAGCUGAUGCUGGAUCAGCUUUUUGUGAACAAGUCUGGAUCUCAAAAGGAAGUGGAAGACAUCCUACGAUGGGGGACAGAAGAACUUUUUAAUGAUUCUUCUAGCACAAAUGGGAAAGAUGCAGGUGAGAAUUGUGUCAACAAGGAAGAUACAACAGCAGAUGUGGAACAUAAGCAUAAGAGAAAAACUGGUGGUCUUGGUGAUGUAUACCAGGAUAAAUGUACAGAUGGCAGCACAAAGAUUGUUUGGGAUGAAAGUGCUAUUUUAAAAUUGCUUGACCGGUCGAAUCUCCAGUCUGGGUCGCUUGAAAUAGCUGAAGGGGAUUCGGAGAAUGAUAUGCUUGGUUCCGUGAAGCAGUCUCUAGAGUGGAAUGAUGAGCCAACAGAAGAACAAGCAGGAACUGAAUCCCCUCCUGUUCUGACUGAUGAUAUAACUGCACAAAACUCUGAAAGGAAGGAGGAUAAUUUAGUAACUGGUGCUGAAGAAAAUGAAUGGGACAGGCUUUUGCGUGUGAGAUGGGAGAAGUAUCAAAGUGAGGAGGAAGCAGCUCUUGGCCGAGGGAAGCGUCUGAGAAAAGCUGUUUCUUAUAGGGAAGCUUAUGCUCUGCACCCCAGUGAAACUUUGAGUGAGAGUGGUGGAGAAGAGGAACCAGAGCCUGAACAAGAGCCUGAGCGGGAAUAUACAGCAGCAGGGCGAGCUUUGAAGGCAAAAUUUGCAAAACUCCGUGCCAGACAAAAGCAACGGCUUGCCCAGAGAAAUACAAUUGAAGUAUCUCAUCCUAUGGAGGGACUAGCUGGACCAGAGUCACUUUCUCAAUUCCCUUCAGCUAAUGCCAAUGACGGUGACCAAGGGAUUAGACCAGUUCAAUCUGUCAGAGAGAAGGUUUUGGUGAUUGACUUGGAGGGUACCAAAUCUAUUCAGCCCAUGGAUGCCCCAAAGAAUAAGACUGACUCAGCCUUACGGCUGAGCAGGUUAUCAAAGCAUAAAUUGAGUGAUCGGCUUGAUCUUUCCGUUAAACCUCUUGGUCACUCCCCUGACAAUUUUCUUAGUCAAGAUUGCCCUGGCCCAAGCUUUACGAAUUCAUUACCUGCCAACAAUUUGUUGCCAGUCCUUGGACUAUGUGCUCCAAAUGCAAAUCAACCUGAGUCAUCUCAGAGGAACCUUUCAAAAUUACACAGCAGACAGCAUAAGGUGGGAAGUGGACCAGAAUUUCCAUUCCGUCUUGCUCCUUCCUUUGGGAUAUCAGCUGAGAUGGAUAUGAAAGGUCAGGAGCCUGCCUCGGACAAAGUGCAACUGCCAGCUGCGUCGGAAAUUUUGCAACAGCGGCUGAAGAAUAGCAUUCCAGAUAAUUGCUUUCCAUUUAAUCUGUAUCCUCCAGCUGUCCCACAAGGGAGAGGUUGUGAUCAGUUAGAAAGUUCAGGUCCUAAUUACUCUGAUUUUCAAGGAAAGAUUGGACUGCCUGAGUUGCCUUUUGAUGGACGAUUGCUGCCUAGAAUCCCCCUUCCUGCCAAAAACAUGUCUAAUCCACUUCCUGACUUCUUACCCAGCCUGUCAUUAGGGACCAGAGUUGAAGCUGCAAAUGAGUCUAUGCAAGACCUUUCCACUAUGCCGUUGUUCCCAAAUUUGAAAUUCCUCCCACAAGAUGCACUUAGACAUAAUCAGCAAGAUCGGGAGGUGCCUCCCAUGUUAGGUUUGGGUCAAAUGCCAGCUACGGGUUCGUCAUUACCUGAUAACCAUCGGAAGGUUCUUGAGAACAUAAUGAUGAGGACUGGGUCUGGAUCAAGCAGCUUCUUCAAACAGAAAUCAAAAGUAGAUGGCUGGUCUGAAGAUGAACUUGAUUUCCUUUGGAUUGGUGUACGCAGACAUGGACAGGGCAAUUGGGAUGCCAUGCUGAGAGACCCCAGGUUAAAAUUCUCUAAUCACAAAACUGCAGAAGAUUUGGCAGCGAGGUGGGAGGAGGAACAACUCAAGAUCCUGGAUGGGUCAGUUUUUCCCAUGCUGAAGUCAAGCAAGCAUGCGAAAUCUACCAAAUCUUCCUUAUUUCCUGGAAUCUCUGAUGGAAUGAUGAUGCGGGCAUUACAUGGAAGUAGACUUACUGCACCUUUCAAAUUUCAAAGCCAUCUGACAGACAUGAAACUUGGUUUUAGUGAUCUGCCAUCCAACCUGCCCCAUUUUGAACCAUCUGAUCCACUUGGUUUGCAUAAUGAGUAUUUUGCACCCAUUCCAACCUGGAAUGCUGAUAAGUUUCGGCCAAAAUUUUCUGGAGAUUUGUCUGCUGGACCCUCUGAUAGACCAGGAGCUUCCUCAAAUGUACAUAAUGAGCAGCCGCUUCUCAUCAAUUCCUUGGGAUCUAGUACCCUGGGUUCUCUGGGCUUGAACUGCUCAAGCAGCUUUGAUUUACAGCCAAAAGAGGAUUCACAUGCUGCAAAAAAGUAUGGAAAGUUGCCCAGUCUCAUGGACAGACCGCUCAAUAUUUUCUGUGAUUCUCAUAAUAAUGUUGGUAGUGGUGAAGGUACGAACUCUGGAUUGCUUCCUGAGCCUCGUGAAGGGCUGAAUUUAUCCCAUUUGAAGGGGAAAGAGGAUGCUUCUGGAACUGCUUCAAAGAACAAGCUACCUCAUUGGCUUCGGGAAGCUGUUAGUGCCCCUGCAAGGCCCCCAGAUCCUGACUUGCCACCCACAGUCUCAGCAAUAGCUCAAUCAGUUCGCUUGCUGUAUGGGGAAGAGCAGCCAACGAUUCCCCCAUUUGAGGUCCCAGGUCCGCCUCCUUCCCGACCAAAGGAUCCGCGAAGAAGUUUGAAGAAACGGCGGUCACAUAUGCUCACGCAAGCUCCCCAAGACACUGCUGGAGGCAGCCAUAAUUUUCAAAACAGUCUCCAUAGUGACAAUGUUGCUUCUGGCUCCGUUCUGUUAGCCCCACCAUUUCCAAUGGUUCCGCAAUCAAGUGGAACUUCAGGACUUCCUUGGACAGAAUCUGACCUCAACUUGCCUCCCCUCAAUCUAAACAUGAUGAAUCCAUCAAUUCCAUCAUCCUCAUCUGUGUAUCUGAGCUCCCAGAAGAAAGGAAGCGCUGGAUUGUCCCCAUCUCCUGAAGUGCUUCAGUUGGUAGCAUCCUGUGUUGCUCCUGGCCCACAUCUGUUACCGGAGAGUCCCAGCUUUCUUGAGAGCAAGAUGCCCUUGCCAAAAUCUGUAGACGGAGGGCUUUUGGAUCCAAAAGGUGCGUGUGGAAAACAGAAGUCUAAGCAGAGCUCGCCUCUUGGUGCAUGGGGUCCAACCCCCACAGGUAGACCAGAACAGACUGAAAGUAGGGAUUCCAGCAAGACUCAAUCUGACCCUUCUCGGACUGAGCGACCUGAUGUGGAGCUUAUUUCUUCAGAAGGCACUUUGUCUGAUCAUCCUGUGAGUGACAACGAACUGUAGACCACAGAAAUGUGAGUGAAAAGUGGGAGGUUUAUGGCCAUACCUUACAAUGCUAGUGAAAUUUCAGGCAUUUCUGCCUCUGUGCUCGAAAUUUUGUAGGCUUGAUCCAGUCGGUGAUAAACUAGCGAACAUAGGAUCGUGUAGGACUUUUCCUGUGUAAAGUUCUGUAAGAGUAAAGAAAAUAUACAAUUGUGUCUGUUUGGUUUUUGUUUCUUCCAUCAUCUCACCCAAAUAAUGAGCCUUGCCUUUUCAACUCCCUUUAUACAUGAGCCACUUGAGGGUCACCUCACUGUAAGCCAAAGUGCAACUGUAUGCGGCAGGCCCUAAGAGGGGAGAGAGAAAAAAUGUAAUGUAGGCUGAUGUUACAUGAAGAGUGUCAUGCUAUUGCUCUUGCACGGUGUUGAAGCAGAGCUUGGUCUGAACUCUGAAGCGACCACAGCCUACAGCGAAAGAGGAGAUUAAAACGAGCGGCGUCUGGUUACCAAUAUCUGUUGUAAAUUUCUCUCUGGAUAUUCUUUGUUUGUACAGAGCCAGUUGGAAUCGGGAAUUUGAGCUAUUGUAGAAUUCAAGGAUAAUUUUACUGGCAAUUUAGAUGAGGUUCUUUCCAGCGGGAUAAGGGUAUUAACAGAUGGAAUCAGAAUAAGCAGUUUGAGCGCUGGUAUUUGAAUUUUAGGUCCAUUUCAAUAAAUGAUUUGGUGGAUAA